GAACAAUAUAUAGCUAAUGUAAUAUAGAGUUGGCUUUUGUUUUGAUGAAUUUGAAUUUGAUGGUGUUUUCAACUUGCUGUUUUUUGAUAUGCAAUUCGGAAGGUUUAUGUGAUGUGAAUGGUGUUGGAUCAAUUUGGUUGUCAACUUGCAAGUCUGAUAUACAACUCAUUGGAUCGAUUGGUUUGAGUUAAAUUUGUUGUUCUAACUUGAGAGUUGAAUUUGUAUUUCAAGCUUUUUCUGCUAUCUCUUUCAUCUUUUUUCUUAUUAAUUGUAAGAUAUGUAGUUCGUGGCUGAUGCCAGUCCAUGUGGAUUAUGGAUUGCAGUUUGCUGUGACAACUGAAAUUGCAAUUAUGGUUUCUUUAUGUUUCACAGCACUGUGUUGGCAUUUCAUAUCCAAUGUGAUGGAAUACGCUUCCUUUAUUUCUCUAGCACCUUCUUUGUCGUGUUCUGAAUAAAUUCAUUUCUUGUUCUAUUAUUACCUUCAAUUAUAACAAAAAUGUGAAAUAUUUUGACUGUUUGAUGUGUAUAUGAGCAAUGAUAUCAGAUGUUGUUUCAAUGUAGUUGUGUUCCAGCAGAGUGGCAUUAACAUCAAGCACAUUCCAUUUCACCCAGAACCUUGCUACGUGAAACAUCUGGAUUCCAAGCGUGCUGCCGAUGAAACAUCUGGAUUCCAAGCAUACUGCCGAUGAAAUUCAUGUCGAAGUUCAGAUGUGUUCCUGCAGAGUGGCAUUAACAGCUAGCAUACUGCAAACAUUCAUAACCUUGCUACGUGAAACAUUGGAAUUCCAAGUAUACUUACAAGGAAAUACAUGUCAAAGAUCAGGUGAUGGAUCAAGCAACGACGACGCUGGUAGUGGGAAACAAAAGGCAUCGAAAUCGGUGUCUCGAUCUGCAAAGGCGGGUCUCCAAUUCCCUGUUGGUAAGGUUGCUCGCUGGCUUAAGAAUGGGAAAUAUGUUGAACGUGUUGGUGCUGGUGCACCUGUGUAUCUUUCUGCGGUCCUUGAAUAUCUCUCCGCCGAGGUGUUGGAGUUGGCUGGAAAUGCAGCAAAGAAUAACAAGAAGAAACGUAUAGUGCCGAGGCACAUUCAAUUGGCUGUGAGGAAUGAUGCGGAGCUGAGCAAGCUUUUGGAGAAUGUUACAUUUGCUAGUGGAGGUGGCCCAUCCAAUAUUGACCAGGAUCUGUUGCCUCGCGGCCGCAAGGCUGACUUAGGCAAGGGCGAUAUCGGCUCAGCAUCUAAGAGUUUUUGAAAACAAUUCCUAGUUUUGAUGUCUAUCUAAAGUGAACAAUUCAUAGCUAAUGUAAUAUAGAGUUGGCUUUUGUUUUGAUAAUUUUGAAUUUGAUGGUGUUUUCAACUUUGCUGUUUUGAUAUACAAUUCGGAAGGUUUAUGUUA
Capsicum annuum is the source of this 1392-nucleotide messenger RNA. RefSeq names its product probable histone H2AXa. Lineage: Eukaryota; Viridiplantae; Streptophyta; Magnoliopsida; Solanales; Solanaceae. Gene Ontology annotation, cellular component: nucleosome. The record is from RefSeq and is a predicted model, not a curated record. Gene Ontology annotation, molecular function: DNA binding; protein heterodimerization activity; structural constituent of chromatin.